CACACUACAAAUUGGGGUGCCAGGGGCACCACGAAGCUUCUGGGAGUUCCUGCUGCAGGAGCUGGUGAUUCUCCGGGGGUGGGAAGCACCAUAAAUUCCCAAGAUGACGGACCAGCAGGCAGAAGCCCGUGCCUUCCUCAGCGAGGAGAUGAUUGCGGAGUUCAAAGCCGCCUUUGACAUGUUUGAUGCCGACGGUGGUGGAGACAUCAGCACCAAGGAGCUGGGGACGGUGAUGAGGAUGCUGGGCCAGAACCCCACCAAAGAGGAGUUGGAUGCCAUCAUCGAGGAGGUGGAUGAGGAUGGCAGCGGCACCAUCGACUUCGAGGAGUUCCUGGUCAUGAUGGUGCGCCAGAUGAAAGAGGAUGCCAAAGGCAAGUCUGAGGAGGAGCUGGCCAACUGCUUCCGAGUCUUUGACCGGAAUGCGGAUGGGUUCAUUGACAUUGAGGAGCUGGGUGAGAUCCUGAGAGCCACUGGGGAGCCUGUCACUGAUGAGGACAUAGAGGACAUGAUGAAGGACUCAGACAAGAACAAUGAUGGCCGCAUCGACUUUGAUGAGUUCCUGAAGAUGAUGGAGGGUGUGCAGUAAGGGACCAGACAUUCCUUGGGCUGGCUGCUGCACCGAGCCCUGCUCCCCAGCUGCCCAGGGAGCAGCAGCUCCACAGCACCUGGCCCUCAGCACUGGCUGGGACCUUGCUCCGUGCCAGGGUCCCAGUCCCAUCUCACCACCGGCGGCUGAGCUUUUCCUUCCAUCUCUCACCUGUGGCUUUGAUUCGAGCCUCAAUUAAAGAGGAAAGGCUUGA
Molecule: messenger RNA, 800 nt
Organism: Corvus hawaiiensis (hawaiian crow)
Lineage: Eukaryota; Metazoa; Chordata; Aves; Passeriformes; Corvidae
Gene: TNNC2
Product: troponin C2, fast skeletal type
Exons: 6
Coding region: 104-586 (160 amino acids)
Cellular component (GO): myosin II complex
Molecular function (GO): calcium ion binding
Source: RefSeq, a predicted model, not a curated record